GUGGCAUUGUAGCUAGGCAUUACUUCCAGACGGUGCAAAGAUAUCGCAGCCGAUCCAUCCACCAGGUCUCCUCCCUUUUCUCUCUCGGAAGGAGGUGGGGAAACUGAGGCACGGAGAGGGACGACGUAACUUGCCCAAGAUCACCCAGCAGCACAGGCUUGAGUUCACUGCACUUAAUCCCUAACACAAGCCCCGCCAACGUCUCUCCUAGCUUGCCUUUCUACUCUGCGACGCUCCUUCAGUUUCCUUGGCCAGCGACGUUGCCUGUGGAGAAAACACGAUGACCAUCUUGCGCCCGGUGGGGUUCUGUGGCAUGACCCCCAAGGCCGGGGCCACUGUAGCUGCUGUCUACAUGAUCCUAGUGACCAACAUCUACCUGAUCUUUGAGGUUGGCCACUUGGAACGAGCAAUGACUGACAUGGCACAAAUCAAGCCCUUCAACUUAACUGAAGUGGGGAAGAUGCUACCGUAUUGCUACUAUACAGCCAUCACGCUGGCUGUCAUGACCUACCUGGUGUGUGUCUUCCUCAUCUACUCAGUCCAGAAGCGGCUCUACAUGGGCAUGUUCGCCUAUGUUGCAUGGAUCAUCUUCUAUGACCUGGCUAACAGCCUCAUCGUGGCCCUGGCUUACCUGGUCUCCAAAGAAGCCUGGUUUUCCCUCAGCCCCCUGGAGUGGUUUGGGCUGGCCAUCAGGAUCCCCAUGGAUUGUUUCUGGCUCUUCUUCAUUGUCAAAUAUGCCCUGAUCAUUAUUGAAAGCAAAGGGCAAGAAGGGCUGAACGUGUCAGAACUGCCCAGGUUUAGGUUGGGCUCCACUGCUAGGAAAGGCGUGUGAGGGGAGGUAUUGGAGCAGU
This is a messenger RNA of Malaclemys terrapin pileata, 851 nucleotides long. Its product is annotated as transmembrane protein 217-like. The coding region runs from base 281 to 832 and encodes 183 amino acids. The transcript has 3 exons. The record is from RefSeq and is a predicted model, not a curated record. NCBI's taxonomy places the organism in Eukaryota, Metazoa, Chordata, Testudines, Emydidae.